UUUCGCUCAUUCUUUUGCCAGUGUUCAAUCGUAUCGCACGCGUUUUGAGUUGUGCUCCGCAAAUCGAUUCUUACAUUGGUGCAAAGGCAAAAAAAAGUAAAGAGGAAAAGCAAUUUCUCUCAAGUGAAACACAAGGUGAAAAAUCUUAUCAUCAACCAUAAAAGGAUAUUAGCAGCUCAGCGAGCAUCAGCUGACAAAGUGUUUGAUUUCGUGUGAAUAAGUUUAAACAGUUGUGCAAAACCGCUGCGAGAUAAAAGUGAUUGCGCGAGGAGAACGAGCACUCAAGUGUUUACAGUUGUGAUUAGAAACCGGAGCCUAUCCGGAGGAAAGCCGUCAAAAUUUGUGUAAAACGAGCAAGAAAAAUGAAGGCCAUCACAGCGGUGUGUGCUACUGGUGCCUCAGUGCCGGCAAUUGCCGGAGGCCGAGUGCAGCGGCACCGUGAUGGCGAGAAUGCCGAGAUCCAGAUGUACCUGUCGAAGCUGAAGGAUCUCGUUCCGUUCAUGCCGAAGAAGCGGAAAAUCUCCAAGCUGGAGGUUAUCCAGAACGUGAUCGACUACAUCUGUGAUCUGCAGAAUGCACUGGAGUCUCAUCCGGCUGUGAAUACGUUCGAUCCCGUUCAGGCUCUGGCCAGUCAGUGUCCGUUGGAACCGAUGGAAUCUACUCCCGUUGGACCACGGCAACCCCUCGGCGUACGGCCGAGUCCAAACACUAUCCUAGGGAAUGGUGUUCCUGUCACCGUUGCCAGUCCUGCUUCUAGCCCUGCUGCCGGUGGAUCAAGCAGUUCCAGCAGCAGCCCCAGCAGUAACAGUGAUGCAGCCAAUACGAUCAAAGAUAUGUCGACGUGAAUGGCAUUGGUCCCGCCCGACGCUGCUGCUGCUGCCGACACUGCUGGGAUUUCCGGUCCCGUUGGCCUCCGCUCGUUGAGCAGCUUGGAUGAUCUCUGCUUCGAACUGAACACUAUAACACAAGACGAAGAUUGGAACUCUGUUUGUGGUCGCCGGCAGAAGGCAACUCUACCACGCAGGCUGGCCGCUUCAAUCAGCCAGCCAGCCAACGAGGUCACACAUACGCCGCCGGCGCUACACCUUAUUUGAAUCAUGAGCCAACUAGCUGAAGCGAAUGUGGAUUAUAUGUUAAUAAUUAAUAUUAAUGUUCUGUGAUCUAUAGAAUAUGAUUUUAUUUGCGAAGGGUUAGUUAGAGCGAUCAUUCAGCAAACCGCGUCUUGCCUUCGCGCUAGAACAGUCAAGUCAACCAUCAAACCGUUCACCGAAGGCAGGCAUUCUGUACAAAGUGUAGAAUUUAGUUACAAUAAACUUACUUUAAACCGAAAAAUAACAGCAGACGAGAAGAACUGAAAAUAGUUUCCGACGGUCAAGCUCGACCAGCUUUUGUCCAAUUACAUUUUUUUUUCAAGACGUGUUAUUUUUUGUGUAAAUGAUCCGAUGACUUAUAACUUUUGUUUUUUAGUUCUUAGUCAGGAGGUAUAAACUUUAUUUAUGUACAUAGUAAAAUAGAACAAAUUAUAUUUGUUCCCAUUAAAUCACAGUUAUUUAUAAAGUAGCAAGACUUUAUCAAAUAAACUUCAAAACAUCAAUAAUAA
Molecule: messenger RNA, 1600 nt
Organism: Wyeomyia smithii (pitcher-plant mosquito)
Lineage: Eukaryota; Metazoa; Arthropoda; Insecta; Diptera; Culicidae
Gene: emc
Product: protein extra-macrochaetae
Exons: 2
Coding region: 363-845 (160 amino acids)
Biological process (GO): cell differentiation; circadian regulation of gene expression; negative regulation of transcription by RNA polymerase II
Cellular component (GO): cytoplasm; nucleus
Molecular function (GO): transcription regulator activity; protein dimerization activity
Source: RefSeq, a predicted model, not a curated record